Cercopithifilaria johnstoni is the source of this 813-nucleotide messenger RNA. The record is from the annotation of a GenBank genome assembly. Lineage: Eukaryota; Metazoa; Nematoda; Chromadorea; Rhabditida; Onchocercidae.
AUGGCCGAAGUUGUGAAUGGAAGAAGCGAAACAACAGUAAAAAAUCCGUUAGAUCUAGCAAGCAGUGAUGAGGAAGUUGGAGAAAGUGAUGAAAUAUUAACGUCAUUGGGAAAUGGUGAUGCUUUGGACGAAAGGACUCAUCGAACUGAAGAAAUUAACGUUGAUCUGUCGAAAGACAAUUGCCUGAUUGUUGAUAUUUCGGAUGCUCUUUCUGAAAGAGAUAAGGUGAAAUACACAGUUCAUACGAGGACAACACUUCCGGAUUUUUCGAAAAAUGAAGUCAGCGUUGUACGAGAACAUGAGGAAUUCAUUUGGUUGCAUACAUGUUUAGAGGAAAAUGAAGCAUAUGCAGGUUUUAUUAUUCCUCCAGCACCACCACGACCGGAUUUUGAUGCAUCACGUGAAAAGCUCCAAAGGUUGGGUGAAGGUGAAUCAACGAUGACAAAGGAUGAAUUUCUAAAAAUGAAACAAGAGUUGGAACAAGAAUAUCUUGCAACAUUCAAGAAGACGGUCGCUAUGCAUGAAGUGUUUCUGUGUCGUCUUGCGGCGCACCCAGUUUUCAUGAAUGAUCCCAAUUUCCGGAUAUUUUUGAAAUAUGAACAAGAUCUUUCGGUGCGUGCAAGAAAUAAAAAAGAACUUGUUGGUUCAUUUUGGAAACGAUUAACACAAUCUGCCGAUGAAGUAUUACUGUCAGGACAGAAGGAUAUUGAUGAUUUCUUCGAACAUGAACGGAAUUAUUUGGUUGAAUAUUAUACACAUGUGAGGGAAGCUUCAUCGAGAUGUGACAGGAUUUCACGACUUCGUAAAAGUUAG